ACAUAUGAGGUGACUCUCAAGCAGCAAUUUUGCUGUGCAAAAGUGACGACCCGCGAGUCUUGGCCCAAGACUUGGGCGACUGUACUGGUAAAGGGUAUAUGUCAGAAACAAACACAAAACAACUAGACAUUCAUCAUUGCUGCUUAUAAACUGCUUGAUGCUAUGGAUGAGGAACAAGCAGGAUUAAAUGGAUCUAGGAGUAGGGCAAGUCACAGUCACUCCUCCCCUACACAUACUGAUCACACACCUGAUGCUGGCACCCUCCUCACAUGCUCAGUAGACACUCCCGAUCCCGUAUCACAUGAACAUAUCUUCCAGUCAACACUACCAUCAAAUGACCACAACUCCCUAACGGGUACACAGUUACAUGACACCACCCCUCAAAUUAAUGAACAUGAUGUUGUCACAGAAGACACCCUCUCUAAACUGUAUCAAGACGACUCAAUUGGAGACACAGUAUUCAGUAAAGCGUGGGUGCUGUCCAUCCUGGUGGAGAUCAUUAAUAGUGUGGACGUUAGGGGAAACCCCUGUUCCAUUGGAAAUGAGGUAGUGAGUGAUGCAGAUGUGAUGAGUUGUUCAGAGGUUGGUGACCACAAGGUUGGUGGCUGUGGCGAUGGUAGAGGGGUGGAGCUGGAGGAGGAGUUUGAGGGACGAGUGUGCGCUCUCUGGGACUCCUCCAUGAACAGUGAUGUUGCAGAGUACAUCCAUGAGCAAGGAGGUAUUGAUCUGUUACUAGGAGCAGCUUGCAGGACUGACCAACCAAGAUUCACUGAGAUUUGCCUUGGCAUUAUUGGAAACCUUAUCUGUAGCCAAGAGAUAUGCCUGAACAGCUUUAAAACAGCUGAGCAAACGAGAUUAAUACUUGAGUUUCUCAAAGAUACAGACUCUGGUGUUCUCUGUCAAGUUACUAGGCUGGUUCAAACCUGCUGCUCUUACGAAGAGCUACAAUCAACAUGGCUACCUCAAAUCAUGGAGUCCAAGUUUGUAAAAGACUCACUGCUGUUUAUUCUACAAGGCUCAACUAAUGAGGACCUCUUGGCCAGUACUAGUGUGUUGUUGGACCACUUACUCAAUGCCAGUGAGCAACUGCUGAGAGGGUGGGUGGACAGGCAGCUGGUAGAGGCCAUCUGUGAGGCUGCACAGCAAAUUAGGGACUCCAAUUUUGAGGUGUCCUGCUCACUUGUAGCAGCGAUUCACACUCUGACUUCGGAGCAAGAAGGAGUUGCUUGUGUUUUGUUGUGUGCUGACAAGGUGUGUGCAGUUGUCAAUGACUUCUUGGCAGCUGUGGAACAGCUUGACAGUCAGUCGACAUGCAUCACUACUUUGACAGCUGCUUGUUCUCUAUAUCUUACACUAUCGACUGAGCAAAGAGUGCUAAUUUACGAAUCUAAUGUGAAGACGACAUUAAGGAAUAUCAGAAAGAAAGUGAACCAAUCUCCAAGGACUAAACAACUAGUCAGCCUUAUUUCAAGAAUACUAACUUGAUAGCUAGUUGAAUUGGAAGUGUACAACAAAAUGAUUAUCAGAGCACCAA
Halichondria panicea is the source of this 1534-nucleotide messenger RNA. RefSeq names its product protein SAAL1-like. Lineage: Eukaryota; Metazoa; Porifera; Demospongiae; Suberitida; Halichondriidae. Gene Ontology annotation, cellular component: nucleoplasm. Bases 163 to 1485 code for a protein of 440 amino acids. The transcript has 8 exons. The record is from RefSeq and is a predicted model, not a curated record.